AUGCCUUUCUACAAAGAGGACAGCUAUCUCGUGGUGUAUCCCGGCAGCACCAGCACUGUAUUCUCGUUCGGGUUGCAGGACCUGUUGGCUCCUCCCCAGUACAAAAUCCCCUCAGUUGUUUACCGGAACUCAGAAACGAACCAGUUCCAAGCACUCAAAGACGACAAGUCCAUAGCGAUACACCCCAUAAAAGGCUCGAGGAUCGUGGAUCUCGAUGCUUUCAACCACUUGUUGAAGAUCAUCUUACAAAGUAUCAUCAAUGCCAAUCCUAUCGUCACCAUCAACCACAUUCCGCUUCUCGUGGUGUCGCCCUCUUUGACGUGGUCCCGCAGUACUGUCGAGUACAUCACCAAGUUCGUGAUCGAAACGUUGGAGUUUACUGCCUUCAACGUGGUGGACUUGUCCAUCGCGUCCACUUUUGGUGUGGGAUCCUCACCCAACUCAGUGGUAGUGAAGGUGGGUGCUGAUGCCACCCAGAUCGUGCCUGUGGUGGGCAACCAGGCCAUCAAGUUUGCCAGCCAGUACUUGAAGGUGGGUGGGAGCUUGAUCAACCAGGAAUUGGGGCAAAUUUUGCCCCAGUUCUCGGAAGCACAAAUCGAAGAGUUGAAAACGUCUGGCAUCUACGAGGUUUUGAACAGCCACGAGGGCUCGUUCUACUCUUUUGCCGACUUGAAGAAGGUGGAAAACUCGGAAGAGUUCGACGUGGCCAAGAUGGUGGCCCAGACCAACGACAUUAAGUCGCUUGCUGAAGACACCCAGGAGGCCAAGCCCAACAAGGAGCUCGAAAACAACUUUUUCGUGUCGUCCUCGGGAGACAAGGUGUACGUGGGUAAGGAGCGGUUCCAGGGAUCGGCUCUGCUCGUCAAGGCCAUCGCGGAUGGUAUUUACGCAGCUUUGGCUCCAAUUCCCGACACCGAAAAGAGACAGGACUGUUACGACAACUUAAUCUUUGUGGGUGCCACGUUCCAGAUUCCUGGUCUCAAGGAGGCGGUGUUGUACAAGAUCGUCGAGGACUACUUGGUCAAGGAGCCUUCCACUGGCUCUGCAAACAACGCCAAUCCUGACGGCGUCAAUCCCGCAAUUCUCGCCUAUCAGCAGGCAGAAGAGGCCAAUGACGACACGGGAAACAACUUGGCCCAGGUUCCCAACAGCGUGAAAAUCAGCAAGUAUCCAGAUUACUUCCCUGAGUGGAAAGCACCCAAGGAGACUGGGGGCUCGUGGCACGACGUGUACUUCUUGGGGGCCCAAAUCUAUGCCAAGCAGAUCUUUUCCAACAACUCAAACCACGGACGGGAAUUGUUUGUGGAUACUGAUAUUUAUGAGGAGAAAGGACCUCAGAGUAUUUGGGACGUGAGUAUUUAG
This is a messenger RNA of Suhomyces tanzawaensis NRRL Y-17324, 1362 nucleotides long. It is a transcript of the gene ARP9, whose product is annotated as Arp9p. NCBI's taxonomy places the organism in Eukaryota, Fungi, Ascomycota, Pichiomycetes, Serinales, Debaryomycetaceae. The record is from RefSeq and is a predicted model, not a curated record. The transcript has a single exon. Bases 1 to 1362 code for a protein of 453 amino acids.